Formica exsecta is the source of this 1068-nucleotide messenger RNA. RefSeq names its product survival motor neuron protein (gene Smn). NCBI's taxonomy places the organism in Eukaryota, Metazoa, Arthropoda, Insecta, Hymenoptera, Formicidae. Gene Ontology annotation, biological process: mRNA processing. The transcript has 6 exons. The record is from RefSeq and is a predicted model, not a curated record. Gene Ontology annotation, molecular function: RNA binding. Gene Ontology annotation, cellular component: cytoplasm; nucleus. Bases 338 to 964 code for a protein of 208 amino acids.
UGUAUUAUAUAUGGCGAAACUUGGUAAGGUAAAUGUCCGAUGAAAAACGCCGGGAGAUAUCUGUGCUUUCAGUCUUUUCUCUAAUUAUAUUUACAAAUUAGAACGCCAUAAAGAAAAUGUGAAACAUUUUUACACCGCGAGAGUAAUAAGUUUUUGUUUAGAGGUUAUAGAUUAUAUGUAAAUAAAAUGUCUGACGAAAAUGUGCUGUUUUUAAGAGGAACUGGAAAUCAAUUUGCAGAAAAGUCGAGAUGAAGAUGUUUGGGAUGAUACAGCAUUAAUACAAGCAUAUGAUAAGGCAGUAAAUUUGGCUAAGGAGGAAGUAGCAAAGCGCAUUGCUAUGGAUGCGCAGAGUCAACAAAUAACCCAGAAAUCGCAAAGUUCUAAACCUAAAAAUCAUACAAAGAAGACUCUCAAGAAAUGGACUGUUGGUGCUCCUUGCCGUGCAGUAUAUUCAGUAGACGGGCAAGUUUACGAAGCUAUUGUAUCAAAGAUUCAUGAGAAUUCUGGCAUGUGUACAGUGAAAUUUGUUGGAUAUCAGAACUCAGAAAAAGUAGAACUGAGUUCUCUUCUGGAAUCAUUAGGAUUGCAAAGUCAAAUUGCUCAGCAGAAAGAUGCAUUAGCACAAAAAACUAAUGAAGAGACCAUAGAUUCUGACACAUCUACCUAUUCUUCUCAACAAAAUUCCAAACAAGUCAAUGGUGAAAGAAUGGAUUAUGACAUGGAAGAUUCCAGGCCUCCUAAAAAUAAUUUUGUGCCCGGACUUGGAUAUUUCAAUUCGACAAUAGACGCAAUGCCACCUGCACCACCCUUACCACCACAAUUGAUGGCUAAAUUGCCCGAGACUGAUGCAGAUGCAUUAUCUAGUAUGUUGAUGUCAUGGUACAUAAGUGGAUUUCAUACAGGUUAUUAUCAUGGAUUAAAACAGGGUAAAGUCAAUCAGCAGAAAAGAAGAAAUUGUCAGUAGUCUGUUUUUAAAAUUUUUAUCUUUCUAUAGAAUUCAACAAAACUUUUACAUUAUACAUUGUAUUAACAAAUUUGCAUUAAUAAAAUUCUACAUAUUUAUUUUAC